AUGGACAGGGAGACCGUUAAAGUGCCAAUUGACUCCUUUAUCAAGUCAUAUCUACCUUUUGUUCCAAGUCAGGAGGCCAUUGAUCUCAUUAAAAAGAAUUUCGCACUUCCAUCCAGUGGGGCAUUUACGACUACAUCAAAUGGGUCCCAGCAAGUUGCUUGUUUAUUUUUGCAAAAAAUUGCUCAGUAUGUUUCUUCGAUUGAUAAUCUCAUUCCAGGACGUGAACACAAUGAAUAUCAUUAUCGACAAGUCUCUUCGAACACAAUGAAGUCAGAAAUCGAUGGGUCCACUAACAGCCUCGACGCCUGCUUAAUGCAGGGGGAGGAGUCUGCGACGCCGUCCACACAUAACAUUGCAGUCGUUAUAGAGCCCAACCACCGACAGGCAAUCUUGGCCAACAUUCAGAUUAUGAACGAUGACAUCCGUCGAAUGUUCACAUAUGCGAUCAUCAUUGAGGCAGAUUUGGUUACUUUGUGGUACCACUCACGAUCUCACUCCGCUGUGUCUGAACCGUUCAGUGUAGUCAAAGAACCACAGCUGCUGCUCAAGGUUUUUAUCUUGUUCCUAUUUGCAAGUAGAGAGGAGCUGGGGUAUGACCCAAAAGUCGUGCACAUUUCGAAAGAGCAGUAUGUUUUCCGCGGUAUCCCCAACGUCAAAGAUCGGAAUGUUCUCGAGACUUACAAAAUUGUUGGCACAAUUUCGAAAGCUGGAGUCAACAGCUUCACAGGUCAAAUGACCCGCCUCUUCAAGGUCGUCAAACUCAAUCCCAUUACGGGCAAAUAUGGAACCAAAAUAUACGUGCUCAAAGAUGUUUGGAUAGAUGAAACCGAGGACCCCUCGAGCACUAAGUAUUUUCUUUCCAUCGAGAAUGAAUACGAGGGGGCUCUAACCAAACCUUUUGCGGAGGGCUUUUAUCCUAUAAGACUGGAAGACAACAGUAUUGAGACCUCAGCAAGUCAUGCAAAUGCCUCUCUUCGGACCCAUGUAAUGGACAAUGCAUUCCGCAGAAGCUCGGUUUACGAUAAGUUCUCCCAAAUCGAUUAUACUCCCAAAAAGCAGUGUCGACUGGUGUUCAACGAGCUGUGUACCACAGUCGGACACCUCCAGACUUUAGGAGAAGUGAUUGAUGUUUUGUUCCAAGCCUUGAUUCCACUCGAAAUGAUGCUCUGUGCCGGUUGGGUUCACCGGGAUAUUAGUUCAGGCAAUGUAUUGGCAUAUCGAAAGAAUCUCGAUAAUCCCAAACAGCCUUGGAGCAUGGUACUAGGCGAUCUUGAAUAUGCAAAGAAGUACCCGCCUCUCAAACAGUUGUCCAGCUCUUCUGACUUCAGGGUAGGCACCCCGUACUUCAUGCCUAUUGAAAUCAUGAUGCAACGUAGUCUGUUCGACCGUAAUCAAGAAAACGUUGUAACCAAGGCCAUUAAAAAAUCGAACGCCAGGAAGUCCCACCUUGAGCAAGUUUCCCCUCUGGAUCUUGGAUCGUCCGAUAGUGAUGACUACGAUGACUAUGCUCGGUUCAAAGAGGAUACACUUUCUGGCCCUAAAAAUGCGACCACCGUCACUUGGAAUGGUAUUGUGCAUAAUUUCCAACAUGACUGGGAAUCUAUAUGGUGGCUCAUUCUCUGGACCAUUACUUCUCGUGUCAAUGAUGCACCUGAAGAUACAAAAUCCUAUGCUCGACAAAUAUUUCAGAACAGCGUUGAGGCCUCUCCACGAAGACAAAAGGUAUUCAUGGAAUCAAUCCAACCGGAUCUCGAAGAGCAUCUGGGCCCGCUGGCAAGUUAUUUUGCAGGACCAAUGGAUCAUAUGCGCAAGGCCAUGUACAAGCAAUACGUACUUUGUGAAAUGAGAGAAGAACUUGCCAAUGUAUCUUCCUAUACCCCAGUUACGGUUUCUUUCAGAUCAUUUUUCAUUGAUAUACUUGAACAUAAAGACAAAUGGUCAUCUACUAGAUUGGACAUGCAAGAUCAGUAUAUCGAGCUGUUGGAUCGUAAACGACCUCUUCCGGAUGAUAUCGACAAUAAUGCUGUACGUGACGCCACCAGCAAGAGAUAUAAGGCAAAAUAUUACAACUCGCAAGGAUCCAGCAGUGGCGGCGAUGGGUCUGCCAAAUAA
Messenger RNA from Psilocybe cubensis, 2112 nucleotides. RefSeq lists its product as uncharacterized. The record is from RefSeq and is a predicted model, not a curated record. The transcript is spliced from 6 exons. NCBI's taxonomy places the organism in Eukaryota, Fungi, Basidiomycota, Agaricomycetes, Agaricales, Agrocybaceae. Bases 1 to 2112 code for a protein of 703 amino acids.